GUCACGUGUCCCUCCCUCCACUAGAGGUCGGAAACCCGGGGAUCCGGGAGCAAGUUGAUCGAAGACCGAGGCCACCCCGGAGCUGGGUCAGGUGGUGUCCGUUGAGAUCCCCAGGGACAGACCAGCUAUGGAGUCUUCCAGCCCGGAGUCGGACAAUAGCUGGGUGAUUGCUGGCUCCGAGGGCUGUUUGCCUGUAGAGACGCUGGGUCCAGAACCUGAGACAGCCCCACAGGUCUCAGCAGAUGACCAUCCACGAACCUUGGAUGGAGAGGCACCUACUGUUCACAAGAACUCCCCUGACCAGCCUGGUACCUGCCCGCUAGAGGAGACGGACAUCAAGGUUUCCCUGGAAAGCAACGGCAAGAGCUUGGACCCACCAAGUCCAAUUGAAGAGCAAACCAAGGUCGAGCAGCCAGCGGACACAGAAGGGGCAGAGGUGGAAUCGGGCAUCCUGGAUCACAGGGAGCCAAGCCCUCCAAAGAACAGCCCUCGGUCCUUAAAGCAGGUUGGCGAGGAAUUCAGCUCAAGCAGUGAAGAUGACCUCGAUGUGGAGGGCCUGAGGAGACGCCGGGGCCGGGAGUCUAGCCCACUCCGUUCCCCAGCCUCCUUGGGUGUACACGAUCAGGCCAGCGGUGAAGGAGGAAGUGGGGAGCUCAGGCUCACCCUGAACACUUGUCUCCUCGGAGCUCUGGUCCUUGUAGGGCUUGGCUUCCUCUUCUUCUCUGGGCCAGCGGAGAACGUGGAGCCACAAGUGACCCCAGAGUCUGAGUCUCAGGACAUUGAGGACAUCCAGGAUGGACUGAGGCAGCAGCAACAGUCCUAUUCCCCGCCUGGAAGUCUCCCGAGCCUCCAGUCCAUGAGCCUUCUGCUGGACAAGCUGGCCAAGGAGAACCAAGACAUCCGGCUCCUUCAGGCCCAGUUGCAGGCUCAGAAGGAAGAACUCCAGAACUUGCUACACAGACACCCAGGGCUGGAGGAGGAGAAUGAGAGGCUCCGGGGGGCCCUGCAGCAGCGAGAAGCCUCCCAGCAGCUGCUGGAAUCUGAGAUGCAGGAGCUGCGGAGCCGCCUGGGGGAGCUAGAGGAGACUUACUCAAGGGGGGUGGAUGGGACCUGCAACAGCCAGAAAGCAGGGAAGACCCCACAGGAGGCAGCUCCUGGGCUGGCAGAGCCCCGGGGUUUCCUGGAGCAGAAGGAGCGGCUGGAGGCCGAGGCCCAGAUCCUGCGCAGGGAGCUGGAGAAGCAGAGAGUGCUGCUGAGCUCGGUGCAGAGGGAUCUGGAGAGGAGCCUUCACCAGUCAGGGUUGGGGGACAGGGACCGAGCAGGUCUGGCUGAGUUGGGUCGAAAGCUGGCUGAGGAGCUUCAGGGAGCAGAGAGCGGGGACCCCAGGAAAGGCCAGGCUGCCAGGGCUCUGGCCAACACAUCCGAGGCCUGGGGCCAAGGAGAGGCCCACUUCAUGAGCCCCAGGGAGCUUAGUCAGAAGGAGAAAUGGAAGGACAGGCAAGGGGACCGCAAGGCAGAGAAAUGGAAGCGCAAGAAGGAGGAAUCUGUUGGGGAGGGGAAGAAGAGCUUCAGGGGCAAAGGAGAUGGGGAGUCAGUAGAGAGGUGGAAGGCCGAGAAGCUAGGCACGGCAGAACUGGGGGGCAAGGACGGCAGGGAAUGGAAAGGUAUAAAGGAGCAUCCCAAGAAGAGCUGGGGAGGCACAAGAGGGAGUGAGGGGCCCCACCCAUCCUGGGAGGGGCAGAAGCACCCAGCACAGAGGGAAGGGACCAAGGGGAGUGGCCCUGGCCGUUAUGAUCCCCAGCUGGCCUGGAAGAAGGUGCUGGACCGAAAGUACCGGGUGCCUCAGGGCUGCUCGGGUGUAACUGAGUGUGCGCGCCAGGAGGGGCUGUCCAUGUUUGGUGUGGAGUUGCUACCGGUUCGGAAGCAGGAGCUGGUGUCUCUGCUGCAGAAAUACUUGGCUCGGCUGCCCUGGGGCCAGCGGCUUCCUGAACCGCUGUCCUUUCUGUCCUCCUACUUUGGUGAUGAUGGCAUCUUCCGCCAUGACCGUCUUCGCUUCUGGGACUUUGUAGAGUCCAUGGAGGACAGCCUGGAGGAGGCUGCAGUCAGAGAGACGGGUGAUGACGAUGAAGUCGAUGACUUUGAGGAUUUCAUCUUUGGCCAUUUCUUUGGGGACAAGGCACGGAGAAAGAGGUCUGGGAAGAAGAAGGACAAGUAUCAGAAGGGCCCCAGCAGCUCAGGGCCCAAGGAGGGGCCCAGACACUACCGGGAAGGCUGAGGAAGGGAGCUGGAGGGGCUCAGUGCCCAGGCUUUGUCCAUGGCCCACUACUCUGCCCAGCCACCUGAGACACUGGGGGGCCCUAGCCUCCUUUGGUUUUUAUUUAUCACUGCAUGUGUGUGGUGUAUUUGGGGAGGUCUGUGACACAAGUUGAGGGGUGUGGGGGCAUUAAAGUAGGGCCUCCCACUGACACUGGCAUUGCCUCCACUCCCAGGAUUAGGUAGGUUCAGUGUGGGGAUAUUGAGCAGGAGCAGAAAACAGAGCUCAAACCCCAGCUUGCUCAGGAGACACCACUUUAGCUUGAAAAUGCUCUGACACUGCUUAUGCUUAUUUAUGUAUGUAAAUACAGUUGGGCCCUCUUUACCCUCUCAGGUUCCUGGAUGGCUCUGGGGCCAAGGAGGUUGUGCCAAAGUGGGCUGUUCCUCUAUGUGUGAGGGUAUGUGUGUGUGAGGGUGUGUGUGUGUAGGAGGUGGGGUAUAGCACUGAGGGCACAGUGUGGGGGCUGAAAGGAGGAGCCAGUCCUGAGAUGAAGCUUCUUUGAUCAAAAGGCAGGAUAAACCCUCCCUUCACCCCUUUUUUGUGUAUAUGUGAAGGGGAUGGCAGCCGGGGCACCUAGAUGACUCCUGGGAAUACCCCUCACCCCUCUCCAGCCAUGGUUGGUUUGGUCAGUGUGGAAUGGCAUUUGUGGGGCCUGGGCCUGAGGCCUUGGUGUCAACUUAGAUUUGUCUGUAGGUGUAGAGUUGAGAGACUGACUCCCUUGCUUCCAGGCUUUUGACUUGGACACACAGUCAACACUGAACACAAUAAAGUGCCUUUGUUAGCAAUAUGUA
This is a messenger RNA of Phascolarctos cinereus (koala), 3105 nucleotides long. NCBI's taxonomy places the organism in Eukaryota, Metazoa, Chordata, Mammalia, Diprotodontia, Phascolarctidae. The record is from RefSeq and is a predicted model, not a curated record.